Arabidopsis lyrata subsp. lyrata is the source of this 1300-nucleotide messenger RNA. Its product is annotated as probable LRR receptor-like serine/threonine-protein kinase IRK. Lineage: Eukaryota; Viridiplantae; Streptophyta; Magnoliopsida; Brassicales; Brassicaceae. The transcript has a single exon. Gene Ontology annotation, molecular function: protein binding. The record is from RefSeq and is a predicted model, not a curated record. The coding region runs from base 16 to 1182 and encodes 388 amino acids.
CAUUCACACAAAGACAUGACUUUUUCUAUUUCCUCCGGCCUUCUUCCUCUCCUCCUCCUCCUCUUCCUCUUCUCCUCCGCCGAUACUCUGACUUCACCAUCCGACGUGUCAGCUUUAAAAGCUUUCAAAGCCACCGUGAAACCAAACUCAAUCCCACCGUGGUCUUGUCUUGCAAGCUGGGACUUUACUGUCUCCGACCCAUGUGCUUCACCACGUCGAACACAUUUUACUUGCGGCAUCACUUGCUCGUCCGACUCCACACGUGUGACCCAACUCACUCUCGACCCGGCCGGGUACACGGGUCGUCUCACGCCUCUUAUCUCCGGCCUCACAGAGCUUCUCACGCUCGAUCUCGCCGAGAACAACUUCUACGGUCUAAUUCCAUCCUCCAUCUCCUCCCUCCACAGCCUCAAAACCUUGAUUCUCCGGUCCAACUCGCUUUCCGGGUCAUUACCCGACUCAGUAACUCGACUCAACUCACUCGAAUCCAUUGACAUAUCUCACAACUCACUCACCGGGUCACUUCCCAAAACAAUGAACUCGCUCUCCAAUCUCCGACAGCUCGAUCUUAGCUACAACAAACUCACCGGAGCCAUCCCAAAGCUUCCGAGAAACCUCAUCGACUUAGCUUUAAAGGCGAAUACUUUAUCAGGACCCAUCUCAAAAGACUCAUUCACCGAGUCAACUCAGCUAGAAAUCGUCGAACUCGCUGAGAACUCAUUCACCGGAACUCUCGGAGCUUGGUUCUUCUUACUCGAAUCAAUCCAACAAGUAGAUCUAGCGAACAACACUCUCACAGGCAUCGAAGUCCUCCCUCCAAAACUCGCCGGAGAAAACAACCUAGUAGCUGUAGAGCUAGGAUUCAACCAAAUCAGAGGAAACGCUCCGGCGAGUUUCGCGACGUACCCGAGACUUUCGUCACUGUCUAUGAGAUACAACAUGCUUCACGGUGUGAUUCCGUCGGAAUACGAACGGAGCAAGACGUUGAGACGGCUUUACUUAGACGGAAACUUCUUGACGGGAAAACCUCCGGCGAGAUUUGUGAAACCAGACGCAGAAGUUAUGGGAAGUUUGGGGAAUAAUUGUCUACGGGGAUGUCCAGGGAAAGCUAAGAUGUGUGCUCCGUCACAGAAACCAUUUUACAUUUGUAAGCAAGCUUAUGGUGGAAAACCAAAGUCUUAGUUUUGUCGGUGUCGGUGACUUUUUGUGUCAGUGAUUUUGUAAAAUAAUGCUUUUAGUCUUGUUUUAAGGGAAAAAUGUUGUUUAAUAGCCCAACUUUUAAAAAAUGGCCAUUUUAACU